AUGAGUUCUAUAAAUAAUGAUAAUAAAAAGGAUACCGAAGUAAAUAAAUUAGAAAUCGAAGAAAACAAGAGUAGUAAUCGUUGGGCAGAUAUGUGCGAAGAUUGCGAUGCUCCUUUAGUUGACACAUACAAUGAUAAAAAUGAUAUAAAAGAUAAAACAGUUGAUAGUAAUAUUAAUAAUAUUAGUAAUAAUAUUAGUAAUAAUGUUAAGCAGAAUUAUUUUAUUCCUUCAAAAACUGAUGUUAAUAAUUAUAAUAUUUGUUACGAAAUUUAUAUUCGCAAUUUACACAUUGAUAUAACAAAGGAAGAAAUUUAUAAAAUGUUUGAAGGAUAUCGCAUAAAGAGAGUUAAUAUAUUAAAUAAAAAAGGUAAAACUGCUGCAGCAUAUGUAGAAUUUGAUAAUCCAGAAGAUAUGAGUAGAUCAUUAGAAUUAAAUGGGAAAAUGAUUUAUUCAGGAAAUAAUUCAUAUGAACAGGGUGCUAUAUCGGUAAUAAUUAAUAAAGAUAAAAUGAAAAACUUUCAUAUGAAUCAAAAGCAGAAUAAAUUUAAAAAAAUAGUUAACAGAAAUAACUUUUCGAAUGUUCGUCAAGGAAACCAUAAUAUGAAUAAUAUUACUAAUACUUAUAACAAUAGCAACAAUAAUAAUAACAUUAAUAACAACAAUAAUAACAAUAGUAUUAAUAAUAAUAAUAAUGUGUUUAAUAUGAAUAAUACUUAUUAUAAUGAAAAUAAUAAAAAUAUUAAAAUGGAUAUGAAAAAUAAUCCUAUGAAUAAUAUGAAUCAAAAUUAUAAUUAUAAUAUGAAAAUGAAUUAUUUAAAUAAUCAACAGGGUGUUAAUAUGCAUAUGAAUCAGCAAAAUAACAAUCCACACAUUUUAAAUGAUAAGAUAAACUCUAAUUCAAAUUUCAAUUUUAAAAAUGUUAAUUUUCAAAAUAAUAAUAAUAAUGUAAAUAAAAAUUCUAUUUCUGAAAAUAAUGUUGCUAAUUCUUCUACUACAACUGCAAACGGAACAGAACAAAGAAAAAAAUUAAUUUUGAAAAAAAGAACUGUACCUUUAGAUCAGAAAAGUUAUGUUGUUAAUCCCAGUAUUUUUGGUGAAGCUAAGCCAGUUGACACUGAUCCUGAUAAAAUAUUAAAUGAAAGCUUAGCUAAGGAAAAGGAAAAGGAAAAUAAUUCAGAAGAAAAUGAAAAAAAAAUAGAACAUCAAGAAGAAAAUGAAAAAAAAAAUCAGGAAACUAAUGAAAAGCAAAAAAAAAUGAGCAAUAUGAAUGAUUUUAACAAAGAUAACAAGAACCUUAACGGCUCCAAUAAAAAUGUAUUUAGUUAUAAAAAGAGUACAAACACUAAUAGAAACUUUAAUUAUAAUAAUUACCAAAAUAAUAUUAAGAAUAAUUCUUCGAAAAAAAUUUUUAUGAUGAAUAAGAAUAAUCCUAAUAAUAAUAUGAAAAAGAACCUUAACAGUACAGAUAAUAAUUUGCCCUUAAAUAAAGGUGUAAGCAAUAUUAAUAAUCAAAAUGCAAAUAAUAACAUGAAUGAUAUAAAUGUGAAUAAAAUUAAUAUGAAUAAAAAUUUUAAAAGCACAGAUAAUAAUACAAAUAUAGGACAUAAUAACUUGAAAAAUGCAAAUGCAGAAGUAAAUAAAAAAAAUAUAAAUUUAACUGUUAUUCAUAAUCACAUAUACGAAAAUAAAUUAUAUAGCACAAAUGCAGAAAAUGAAGGAGAUAAAAAUCAGUAUUUAAAAAAUACUCACUACACUAACAAUAAUAAUAAUGAUUGUGAUGAUAACUACGGAAAUCUCGGAAAUAAUAAUGAAAAAAUGGAAAAGAAAAAUUUAGAAAAUUGCUUAGGUAAACAAAAAGAUUCUAACAUAAUUAAAAAAGAUGAUAAAACAAAUAUUAAAAAUAUUAUGAUGAAAAAUAUAAAACGUGAAGAUGGAAGCAAUUACAAUAAUAGUAAUACAACAACUAAUAAUAACACAUAUAACAAUGAGCAGAAUUAUUAUAGUAACAAUGAAAUUUCCUCUAAUACCAGAAACGCAAAAAAUAAUGUAGAAACAAAUAAUGAUAUAAUGAAGGAAAAUAUGAAUUCUAAGGAAAAAAACGAAAUUAAUUUAAGAAAAAAUGAAGAAGCACAUGAUAAUAAUAAUAAAAACAUUAACUCGAAUGAAAGUUAUAAUAACAGUUCUUAUAAUUAUAAUAUUGAAAAUUUAUAUGACAAUUCUUUAAAGUAUGUGAAAAAUGCUAAUAAUUCAAAUAAAGCAAAGAAAGUUACAACUAUUAAGACAGUUAAAGUAAUAGCAACAGAAAAAAAAAGCGAAGAGGAAAAUAGUUCUGAAGAAAAUAAAGAAAAAACAAAUAAAGAUGAUAACAACAACGAUGAUGCAGAAGAUAAUAAUGAAAAAAAUGCAAAGGAAGAAAAAAAUACAGAUGAAAAAAAAUUUGAAAAUAAUAAUGAAUCGGAAAAAAGUAAUGAUAACUAUACUUAUGAAACAGAAAGUUCAGAAAAUAAAGAUAUAACAAGUACUAAUUUAAAGUCAACUUUAUUGCAUUCAAAAACAAAAAAAAAAAUAAAAAAGAAAAGCACUGAAGAAAAUGAGCAAACACCAAAUGGUGCAAAUGAUAAUACUAAUAAUGCGGAUAAUCAAACCUCUCAUAAUGGAAAUACGCAAGUAACAAAUAAAAGUCAGAAAAUAGAUAUUUUAGUUAAACCGAAUUUAAAGAAAGGAGAAAAUAUAUGGGAAGCAAGAACCCAUUUGUUAGUAGAACAGAAAGAAAAUAGUGAAAAAAAUGAAAAAGAUUCGCAUUAUAGCUCUAGAAGAAGCCGUUCUUAUUCAAAUAAAAUAAGUAGAGGAAGUAGUCGUAGAAGAGAUGAUAGUAGAAGAAGAGAUGAAAGCAGAAGAAGGGACAGAUAUAGUAGAAGGUAUGAUAGAAGAUCUGAUAGAAAAGACGAUAGUAGAAGAGAUGAGAGAAGAGAUAGUAGCAGAAGAGAUAAUAGGAGAGAUGAAAGCAGAAGAAAUGACAGAAGAGAUGAUAGUAGAAGAGAAGAAAGAAGAGAUGACAGAAAAGAUGACAGAAAGGAUGAUAGAAAGGAUGAUAGAAAGGAUGAUAGAAAAGAUGACAGAAAAGAUGACAGAAAGGAUGACAGAAAAGAUGAUAGAAAAGAUGAUAGAAAAGAUGACAGAAAAGAUGACAGAAAAGAUGAUAGAAAAGAUGAUUACAAAAGAAGAGAAGAUUCAAAAAGAGAAGAAAAGGGAAGUUCUUAUGAAUACAGAAAACAUAGAACAUAUGAUAAACAUAAUAGUAGUAGAAGUAAUUAUGAUAGAAAAAGAAAUAGUAGAUAUAGUACAUCAGAUAAAAAAAAUUAUGACAAUAAAAGUUAUAUUUCAGAUGAAAAAAGGAAGCGCAAAGAUUCUUAUGAGAAAAAUAAUUAUAAAGAUUCAUAUGAUAAAAAUUAUAGAAAUUCUCAUGAUAGAUUAAGUUAUAAAGACAAUUAUGAAAAAAAUAAGGAUAAUUACAAAGAUAGUUAUGAUAGAAAUAAUUAUAUGGAUUAUGAUAAAAUGGAUAAUAAAUAUUUUUCAAAUAAUUAUAAUUCAAUGAGGCAUAAAAGUUAUAAACAUCAUAAUUCCCAUUCAAAAAUGAAUAAUUAUAACUAUUCUAAUAAUUACAAACCAUCUAAUUAUUAUAAAUACUCAUCUAAAGGUAAUUAUUACAAAGAUGUUAAGAAUUCAUCAAAACAAAAUGAUAAGGAAAAAACCGAACCUAAAUCAGAAAUUCAAGCAAUUCCUAAAAAGGCUAUAGUUACAACUGUUAAAACUAAUAAUGUAUCUAUUAAAAAGAAUAGAUAUGAAUGUUUAGGAGAAGGAGAUGAAAGUGAUAAAUAA
This is a messenger RNA of Plasmodium gallinaceum, 3879 nucleotides long. Its product is annotated as asparagine-rich antigen, putative. Gene Ontology annotation, molecular function: RNA binding. The record is from RefSeq and is a predicted model, not a curated record. Lineage: Eukaryota; Apicomplexa; Aconoidasida; Haemosporida; Plasmodiidae. The transcript is spliced from 3 exons. Bases 1 to 3879 code for a protein of 1292 amino acids.